ACACACACGAGAUCCAUUAGCGGAGUCGAAUCCUUGUGAAUCACUCACUGAACCGAUUCGUGUCACUUGAACUCAGUCGGAGUUUUAGAGAAACAACAGACACCAGUCUCUCGGUUCCGGCUGUUUCACUCCGCGCUACCGAGGGGUCCGCCGAAUCCUCCGGUUCUGAUGGAUCUUUGUUGAGUCUCUCGUGCUCCUGAACGCGCAGGAAGUUUCCUGAACGACUCAGACGGCUACCGGUUCCCUCACCGACUCACCGACGACUCCUGAGAAGUGAAUGUUAGCAAGAAGACAACGCAGGACUCAGAACUGAUCCGAGUGAAUGAAGAGGCGGAUUCGUGAAACACGAGUCAUAUAAAGGAUCGGGUUAUUUUACCCGGCUUCGCUCAUCUCUCUCUCUCUCACACACACACACUCUGUGCCCGGUGGUGUCUAUACUACACCAUGGCUUUGCUGGAGCUCGCUAUGCAGGGCUUCUCCAUCUUUGGAUUUAUUUUAUUUCUUGUUCUCUGGCUCAUGCAUUUCAUGUCCAUCAUCUACGUCCGCCUGCAUCUCAACAAGAAGAGCAGCGACAAGCAACCGUACAGCAAACUGGCCGGGGUGUCGCUGCUCAAACCUCUGAAGGGCGUCGACCCGAACCUCGUCAGUAACCUCGAGACGUUCUUCGAGCUCGACUACCCGAAGUAUGAAAUUCUGCUCUGCGUGCAAGAUCAUGACGAUCCGGCCAUCGACGUGUGUAAAAAGCUGCUCGGGAAAUACCCCAGUGUCGACGCCCGCCUGUUUAUAGGUGGUAAGAAGGUUGGCAUCAACCCCAAGAUAAACAACCUCAUGCCAGGUUACGAAGGCGCCAAAUACGACCUGGUGUGGAUCUGCGACAGCGGUAUCCGAGUCAGACCCGACACGCUGACUGACAUGGCUAAUCACAUGACCGAGAAGGUGGGUCUGGUUCAUGGCCUCCCGUACGUCGCGGACCGCCAGGGUUUCGCUGCUACGCUCGAGCAGGUGUAUUUCGGAACGUCACACCCGCGCUCCUACAUCUCAGCUAACGUGACGGGGAUUAAGUGUGUGACGGGGAUGUCGUGUCUCAUGAGGAAGGACGUCCUGGACCAGGCGGGCGGUCUCAUUGCCUUCGCGCAGUACAUCGCUGAGGAUUACUUCAUGGCCAAAGCCAUCGCCGACAGGGGAUGGAAGUUUUCCAUGGCGACGCAGGUGGCCAUGCAGAACUCGGGCUCGUACUCCAUCGCUCAGUUCCAGUCACGCAUGAUCAGGUGGGCGAAGCUGCGGAUCAACAUGCUCCCCGCCACCAUCAUCGAGCCCGUGUCCGAGUGCUUCGUGGCGAGUCUGAUCAUCGGCUGGGCGGCUCAUCACCUGUUCCGCUGGGACAUCAUGGUGUUCUUCAUGUGCCACUGUCUCGCCUGGUUCAUCUCUGAUUACAUUCAGCUCCGAGGAGUUCAGGGCGGUCCUCUGUGCUUCUCCAAGCUGGACUACGCUGUGGCCUGGUUCAUUCGAGAGUCCAUGAGCAUCCAGAUCUUCCUCUCGGCUCUCUGGGAUCCCACCAUCAGCUGGAGGACGGGGCGCUACCGGCUACGCUGCGGCGGCACGGCCGAGGAAAUCCUCGAUGUGUAAAGGGGGAGAAAAAAAAAGAAGGGGGGGGGGGUUUAGAAGGAAAAGGAAAAAAAAAAAAGCACCUUGAAGCAGUGGACUCACUUGUGACACAACAGGAAGAGGAGGAGAAAGGGGUGGGGCUAGAACAUUAUUGCCCAGAAUCAUUUCAGAUCAGACCUGUGAGUUUUAAGAAGUGGAUUUUUUUUUUUCUUUUUUUUAGAUUUUUAAAAAAACCUGUGUGUGU
Molecule: messenger RNA, 1849 nt
Organism: Clarias gariepinus (North African catfish)
Lineage: Eukaryota; Metazoa; Chordata; Actinopteri; Siluriformes; Clariidae
Gene: ugcg
Product: UDP-glucose ceramide glucosyltransferase
Exons: 9
Coding region: 445-1626 (393 amino acids)
Biological process (GO): glucosylceramide biosynthetic process
Cellular component (GO): membrane
Molecular function (GO): ceramide glucosyltransferase activity
Source: RefSeq, a predicted model, not a curated record